This is a messenger RNA of Erigeron canadensis, 900 nucleotides long. RefSeq lists its product as uncharacterized. The coding region runs from base 1 to 900 and encodes 299 amino acids. The record is from RefSeq and is a predicted model, not a curated record. The transcript has a single exon. Lineage: Eukaryota; Viridiplantae; Streptophyta; Magnoliopsida; Asterales; Asteraceae.
AUGGCGCUUAGAGAUCUUGGAGACAAGGUGAGAUGGCCUCAGAAGAAAAAUGACGGAUACUUCAAGAAAAAAGAUCCUAGCCAGUGGUGUGCUUAUCAUGAAGACUUUGGCCAUAUCACCGAAGAUUGCAAGAUGUUAAGAAGAGAAAUAUCCACUUUAUUAGCAAAAGGAUAUUUGACAGAACUCCUUGGAAGGAAGAAGGCCAAAGAUGUUGAAGGCUUGGAUUUUUCCAAACCAAAAUCAACACAAAAAGCAGAUUCCCCGCCAGCGAAUGCAAAAGUAAUUAAUACCAUCUCUGGGGGAUCGGAAGUGUGCGGGACAACAUAUUCAGCAGCAAAAAGACUUGCAACGCAAAGCAAAGCAGAUAAAGGAGAAAGAAGUGUGAAGAAAGCAUCAAUUUCGGACUCAGACAUUAUCUCCUUUGAAGAAGAUUUUGAUGAUAUCAUGGAACCUCAUCAUGAUGGGCUGGUAAUUACUCCUUUUAUCGCUAACCAUUAUGUUCGCAGGAUUUUGAUAGAUAAUGGGAGCUCAGUGAAUAUCAUCAAGAUGGAGACAUUACGAAGAAAGGAUAUCUCGGAAGAAGAUAUCAAUGGAAAGGCUUCUCCAUUGAUUGGAUUCAGUGGGGAAACUAAAUAUACAGUGGGUGAAAUAAGAUUACCAGUUUAUGUUGGGGGGAUGAAUUCGAUGCAUAAAUUAUGUGUCGUAGAUUCUCUCCCAGGAUGCAACAUAAUCUUGGGAAGACCCUGGAUACACGAAAUGAAGGCAGUACCUUCAACAUAUCACCAAUGUGUUAAACUUCCAACACCUUGGGGAGUAGUUACUGUCAAGGGAGAUCAGCAAGAAGCAAGAGAAUGCUACACAUCCAGCAUGAAGUCAGCUGCAAAGCCAAUUUUACAAUAG